Messenger RNA from Synchiropus splendidus (mandarinfish), 1298 nucleotides. It is a transcript of the gene exosc6, whose product is annotated as exosome component 6. Gene Ontology annotation, cellular component: nuclear exosome (RNase complex); nucleolus; cytoplasmic exosome (RNase complex). Bases 38 to 862 code for a protein of 274 amino acids. NCBI's taxonomy places the organism in Eukaryota, Metazoa, Chordata, Actinopteri, Syngnathiformes, Callionymidae. Gene Ontology annotation, biological process: U4 snRNA 3'-end processing; nuclear mRNA surveillance; poly(A)-dependent snoRNA 3'-end processing. The record is from RefSeq and is a predicted model, not a curated record. The transcript has 2 exons.
ACGCGCGCCUGCUCCUAGCGCUUCCUCCUGCUUCAACAUGCCGGUUGAUACAAAGCGAGUCCGUGGCCCAGAGGUUUCCCAAAGCCCCUCUUUAUUCACUAACGAGCCUCCGGUGGUUGUCCCUUCGCAUGGGCCGAGGAAGGACGGCCGUCAGCGGGACCAGGUGGACGUCCGGCCGGUGUUCGUGAGGUGCGGGCUGGUGAGCCAGGCCAAGGGCUCCGCGUACAUCGAGGCUGGAGACACCAAGUUGAUGUGCUGCGUUUACGGACCGAGAGAAACGGAGAGGAAAGAUGAUACUGACAUGAAGAGUGGAAGGUUGACCACUGACAUGCGCUUUGCCCCGUUCUCCUGCCCGGAGCGUGGAUCCUGGCUUCAGGGCAGUCAGGACAAGGACUUCUCCCUGAUGCUGCACGAGAGUCUCCAGCCCGCCUUGUGCCUCCACAAAUACCCUCGCUCCCAAAUCGAGGUCAACGUCAUGGUCCUGGAGAACAGCGGCUCUGUUCUGGCCCAUGCCGUCACAUGCGCCUCCAUGGCUCUUGCUGACGCCGGGAUUGAAAUGUAUGAUAUGGUGCUCGGCUGCACUCUUCGGCAAGAUGGAGCGUCGUAUGUGGUAGACCCGACUUAUGCUGAAGAAAACAGCUACGGCUCAGUGAACAGUGCGAACGUGGGUAGUCUGGCGGUUGCCUUCAUGCCCAGUCUGAACCAGAUCUCUGGACUUCAGUCGGACGGGGAGAUGACUGAGGAGACCCUGACAGCUGGCUUGAGGACAUGUAUCGAGGGUUGUUAUAAAAUAUACCCAGUUAUUCAGCAAGCUCUGGCCAAAGCUGUUCGCAGAGUUGCUCCCCCACCUUCUGAGAGCUGAGAGACUUUUGUACUUGUUCACAGUAAUAAACCAUUGUCUUUGUAUUCUGGAUUAAAUGUACCUUGUUGCCCUUAUUAUCUAUGAUACAGAUCAUUGAGUUUGAUGUACUUGGACUUUUCAUAAAUGUUUGCCAUUGCAGAGCAUAAUUUUAUGCAGAUAUGUAAUUAUGUUAGUAAAUGAACACUUGAAUACAGUCUUGAAAUAUAUAUUUUAGAGAGAAAAAAAAGUACAUGCCAGACAUGUUUAUUGUCAGUGCAGAUCUGUUACAAUCACUGAAAGCAAAGUUUGUAGAGACAAUUUUGUAAACGCUAAAUUAAGUACUGUUGCUCAAGUAUUUUCAUGGUCUGUAUGAACAUUUCGAGUUGUUACUGUGGUGCGAUAAUAAUCGGUUGAAUUUUAACAACCAUGUAUGGAAAUAAAAUACGUUUUCAUAUAG